GCCAAAAUGGGGCCAGGCUACGCCGCCGCCGUGCGCGGCCUGGGCAUCGCCGUGGCGGCCGCGCUCCUCCUAUCGUGCCAGUGCGCGGCGGCGCAACCGUCGGCGGGCUCCGGCUGCAUGCCGGAGCUGGUCCGCCUGUCGCCGUGCAUGGACUACCUGUCGGGCAACGCCACGACGCCCGACGGGCCGUCGUGCUGCUCGGCGCUGUUGGGCACGCUGACGUCGAGCCCGGGGUGCCUCUGCAUGGUGCUCGGCGGCACGGCCGCGUCGCUCGGCGUCGCCGUCGACGGCGCCCGCGCGGCGCAGCUGCUCGGGGCGUGCAAGGUCCAGGCCCCACCUGCCAGCCAGUGCAACGCCGUGGGAGCUCCAACGUCGUCUCCGGCGGCGCCGAGGACAACGACACCGGGGGUUCCGGCCGCGGCGGCGCCGUCAGACGCCAACGCGAACCCUGCAGGUACUGGAUCGAAGUCUACACCAGCAUCCACCCUGCCAUACUCUGACGGAAGCACAGGCAAGCCUGGAGCGAUCUUCAUCUUCGCCGCCGCAGCACUGGCGUUUCUCCAUCGUUUCUGAGAUGCUGCGAGAGCUUCCUGUGUUCGUCACGGACGAACGAUCGUUUCACACGAGCAGCUUGUACAGUUUGCGGUGUUGAUUGCUUCAUGAUUCAGAGGGAUGGAGCAUCAUUUGAUCCUUUUUGAACAUAAAGCAUCAUUUGAUGCAUUUCAGAGUUCAGAAUCAGAGGCUGCGUAUUUUGAA
Setaria italica (foxtail millet) is the source of this 756-nucleotide messenger RNA. Its product is annotated as non-specific lipid transfer protein GPI-anchored 2. Bases 7 to 573 code for a protein of 188 amino acids. The transcript has 3 exons. The record is from RefSeq and is a predicted model, not a curated record. Lineage: Eukaryota; Viridiplantae; Streptophyta; Magnoliopsida; Poales; Poaceae.